This is a messenger RNA of Gossypium arboreum, 543 nucleotides long. RefSeq names its product flavonol 4'-sulfotransferase-like. The transcript is spliced from 2 exons. Gene Ontology annotation, biological process: sulfation. Gene Ontology annotation, cellular component: cytoplasm. Gene Ontology annotation, molecular function: aromatic desulfoglucosinolate sulfotransferase activity. The record is from RefSeq and is a predicted model, not a curated record. Lineage: Eukaryota; Viridiplantae; Streptophyta; Magnoliopsida; Malvales; Malvaceae. The coding region runs from base 1 to 543 and encodes 180 amino acids.
AUGGAUACAAUGGAGGGUUCGGGGACCCCAAAGAUACAUUUGUUUCAUGGUAUCAUUUCUUUGCAGGGUACUGCAAAUCCCAAAAUACUCAACCUAUUCAACUUGAUGAAGCGUUCCGAGUUAUUUUAUGAAGGUGUAAGUCUGUAUGGGCCUUAUUGGGACCAUGUUUUGGGGUAUUGGAAAGCAAGUUUGGAACAUUCAGACAAGUUAAUGUUCUUGAAAUAUGAAGAACCGGUUGAAGAUACUGUUUUGUAUCUUAAGAAAACAGCAAAGUUUAUGGGUUAUCCUUUCUCGCCAGAGGAACAACAACAAGGGGUGCCUGAAAACAUUGUACAGAUGUGCAGUUUCGAGAAUUUAAGUGGCUUGGAAGUAAAUAAAACCGGGAAACAUUGUGAAAGGCAAGGAAAUUUGGGGUUUGAAAAUAACAUUUUCUUUCGAAAAGGGAAGCUUGGAGACUGGAAGAAUCAUUUAACCAUUGAAAUGGCUCAACAUUUAGACCAACGAACAAUGCAAAAGUUGAGCGGUUCAAGUUUAAGUCUAUAA